AUGUGCCUGGAAGAUGAAGCAAUAAGAUCAUCAGGUAGACAUAAGAAUGACAACAUUUUGAUGAUAGAUCCAAGGCUUGAUAAAACUAAGUUCUAUGUAGUAGGAGCUGGAAUAUUUACAGGGGUUACGGUUGCACUUUACCCUAUUUCUCUUGUGAAGACCAGGCUGCAGGUUGCUUCAAAGGAUGCUGUGGAGAGGACUGCAUUUUCAGUUAUCAGAGGCAUACUGAGAACAGAGGGGAUUCCUGGUUUAUACAGAGGUUUCGGCACAGUCAUUGCAGGAGCCAUUCCUGCCAGAAUUAUAUUUCUUACUGCAUUAGAGACAACAAAAGUGGCUGCUUUUAGGAUGGUUGAACCAUACACAUUAUCAGAACCUACAAAGGCAGCCAUUGCAAAUGGAAUUGGUGGCAUGAUAGCAUCACUUUUUUCUCAGGCUGUAUUUGUUCCGAUUGAUGUGGUAAGCCAAAGGUUGAUGGUGCAAGGAUACUCGGGCCAUGCACAAUAUAAUGGGGGCCUGGAUGUUGCUCGUAAGAUUCUGAAGUCAGAUGGCAUUCGAGGACUGUAUAGAGGCUUUGGUCUAUCUGUUGUGACUUAUUCCCCAUCUAGUGCUGUAUGGUGGGCAAGCUACGGUUCUAGCCAACGCUUCAUCUGGGAGUGA
Molecule: messenger RNA, 657 nt
Organism: Ilex paraguariensis (yerba mate)
Lineage: Eukaryota; Viridiplantae; Streptophyta; Magnoliopsida; Aquifoliales; Aquifoliaceae
Source: the annotation of a GenBank genome assembly